AUGCCACCUCUUACAGGCCUGCGAGUCGUGGAGCUCGCAGGUCUCGCCCCAGGUCCCUUCUGCGGGCAGCUUCUCUCUUCAUAUGGUGCCUCGGUUCUCCGAGUCGAUCGCGCAGGUGUCUACGAAAACCAGGAUAUUCUGACAUCCUACAAGUCGUCUAUUGUCUUAGAUCUCAAGAACCGACAUUGUAUCCGCCUCCUCAAAAGCCUUCUCGAUAAGGUUGAUAUCCUGAUUGACCCUUUUCGACCUGGCGUUCUCGAAAGACUGGGCUUAUGCCCCAGUUCUGUUCUUCUCGUCUCAAACCCACGUUUGAUCGUGGUGCGUAUUACUGGUUUUCGUCGCGAUGGUCCAUAUAAGGAUAUGGCCGGGCAUGAUAUCAACUACCUGGCUGUCUCUGGUGUGUUAAGUAAGCUUGGAAGUAGCGGACUACCACCAUCGGCACCUGGUAACCUUCUCGCAGACUAUGCAGGGGGAGGUCUGGUUGCCUUUUCAGGUGUUCUCAUGGCCCUUUAUCAUCGAGGCUCGACAAGCAAGGGCCAGGUUGUCGAAGCGAGCAUGGUGGAUGGCGCCUCAUACAUAGGAACCAUACCACGACUGAGGUCCGACGAGCCUGCUUGGAACGGCGGAAAGGGAACCAACCUGUUAGAUGGAGGUUGCCCUUACUACCAAUGUUACGAAUGCAAAGAUCAAGGACGGUACAUAUCUGUAGGCGCACUGGAGCCUCGGUUCUUUGAGAACCUUCUCCAAGGCCUGGGAUUGACAAGCGACGACAUUCUAAGUCCUGGCCUGCGGCGCGAGGACAAGCGUUCGUGGCCACGGAUGCAAGAGGUAUUUGUCAAAACGUUCAAGGAGAAGACACGCGAGGAAUGGGAGGACAUAUUUGACGGCUUGAACGCAUGCGUUGCCCCUGUUCUCGAGGACAAGGAGAUGGAAAAGGCGGGUUACGAACAGCGACCGAUAGUAAACCUGACUGCCACGCCGGCGAGACCGGUAGACACACAGUGGAAAGGCAAGCGGCUGAGUCUGGGUCACGGCGCAGAGGAGACAUUGAAGACGUGGAUGAACUGGGAGCAUGGUGAAGACUAUGCGAUUGAUCAAGGAGUAUAUCUGUUGCGUCCAGUGGAUUCUAAACUUUAA
Fusarium odoratissimum NRRL 54006 is the source of this 1137-nucleotide messenger RNA. RefSeq lists its product as uncharacterized. The record is from RefSeq and is a predicted model, not a curated record. The transcript is spliced from 2 exons. NCBI's taxonomy places the organism in Eukaryota, Fungi, Ascomycota, Sordariomycetes, Hypocreales, Nectriaceae. Gene Ontology annotation, molecular function: catalytic activity. The coding region runs from base 1 to 1137 and encodes 378 amino acids.